Molecule: messenger RNA, 1431 nt
Organism: Xylaria bambusicola
Lineage: Eukaryota; Fungi; Ascomycota; Sordariomycetes; Xylariales; Xylariaceae
Product: NAD(P)-binding protein
Exons: 3
Coding region: 175-1137 (320 amino acids)
Source: RefSeq, a predicted model, not a curated record
AAAACAUCAUUAGCUGCUCCUACAUAUAUAUAUAUAUCCUAAUAGGAGCUAUGCUUGGUCAUAUAAGAACUGUAGUAUUUCUUUUUCGUUAAGACUGAUUAGAAACCAAAGGGUAUUCUCAAAGCAAAUAUCUUCUUUGAGAUUUUUUUUUUUAAAAAAAAAAUUACCUCCAUUAUGUCUACCAUCGGUCACCUCAAGAAAAUUGCCAUCGUCGGUGCAACAGGUCGCCUCGGCCGCUAUUUUGUUGACGAACUUCUCAAGACGGGUCAGCACACGAUCACAGCUUUGACUCGCGGUAAUAGUAGAGACAAACUUCCAGCCGACGUCAACAUUGCCCAAGUCGACUACAGUAGCGAGGAAUCUCUAGUUGCCGCUCUUCAAGGCCAAGAGUUUCUCGCCAUCGUUCUCGCAGCCUCGGCUCCACCAAACACGCAUAGCUUUAUUGUCAAGGCCGCAGCCAAAGCUGGUGUCUCCUACAUCAUGCCUACCACAUACGGCGCUGAUGUUGCCAAUGAGAACAUGGUUCGAGACGAACCUUACCAUCAGGGGGCACUUGCUAAAGUGAAGGAAAUUGAAAGCCUAGGUCUAAACCACAUCACCAUGUGCUGCGGCUUCUGGUACGAGUGGAGUCUGGCCCUCGGAGAGAAUGCCUUCGGCAUUGACAUAAAGUCCAAGAAAGCUAUACUAUUUGACUACGGCGCCACCAAGCUCAGUGUUAGUACUUUCAGGCAGUGUGGACGGGCAUUCGCCGCUCUGCUAAGUCUCCCCGAGAGCGGUGCAACACCAUCAUUAUCGGACUUCAAGAACAAGCCAUUUCGUUUCAACAGCUUUUGCGUCAGCCAGCGAGACAUGCUCGAUAGUGUCCAGCGCGCACAGGGGACAAAUGACAGGGACUGGGAUAUCAAGUCAGAACCGUCAAGUAAGCGUGUCGCCGACGGAUUCACGGAGAUGCGACAAGGUAACAGGUUAGGAUUUGUUAAAGCUAUGUAUUCCCGCGCCUUUUACCCAAGCGCGGAUGCAGACUACGAAGCAAGACACUCGACCUCAAAUGAGAUCCUUGGACUCCCCCAGGAGAGUCUGGAUGAUACCACAGGUGAAUUGGUCAAGGGGUUGGAAGACGGAACGUUCAGUCUUUAACAGCGUGCUGGGGAAAUAUGUAGCAGGGGGGUAUGUAUAACGGAGGUUCGAUCAUACACAUAGUCUUGUAACGCUAAGAUCGGAGCAUCGGGGGCCGUCGACACAGAAGGAAUUUUGUUUGAUUCAGGUACUUCAUCCAGAACUAUAACUAUAGGACUGUUUCAGUGCUACUCAAAAGCCAAUACUUGUGACUCUUAUAGAGGAUCGUAGGCCAAAUUUUCUACCGUUCUGGGAGAGAAUGACCGAGCUUGUUUGGAACUACAAGACAACACGUUAGUGUGUGUCUAAUAAUCA